GAGAUGAGGGGAGACAGAGAGCGGAAUGCGGAGAGAGAGGGUGAAGAGCGAGAGGUGCAAUUGAGCAAGUGAGCUAACAAGCUAACUAGCUAUAGACAGUGAGGGGGCAGAUUAGAGGUGACAGUGGAGAAUGGAGAGGACUCCGUACACUCGGCGAGUUUUGUCCGCAGAAAGGGUACUCAAACUCGGUCUCUACCGACCAGGGGGCGUGUGCUGAAACUGGAGAAACACCGGUGGAAAGUAAGGAAUGGCUGAUCCUCUGCGGAGGACUUUACUAGCAAAACUUCGGGGGAAGAAAUCCAAGAAAGGGACACCGGCUGGUGGAUACGGCGCUGCAGCUAAUGGGGGCAGAGAAGGUAAAGAAAAAGUUUAUCAAAACCCAGACGGACAAGCUCAUCCAGUAGUAAUGUUCGCAGAGUUGCAUUGUGUGACAGACAAUAUCAUGAGAGGUAACGAGAGUUAUGUGAACGGGAUUGUAGAAAACAAGGUCGGAUCAAUUUUGGAGCAGAGCACGGUAGGAGUUGUUGAGACUGGUGUGUUUCCCCAGCAGUACGAGCCUCCAGCUACCAUGCACAUAAACACUAGCCGGGGGCCGGGAGACAAUCAGGGUAGCGGGGGCUCGGGGUUUAGGGGUCGAGUUAAUGAAGAACGCUUGGGGGUCUCACUUCAAAUAGCAACGCAGUACGGGGGACACGAUAGAGACGAGAUGAGCAGAAUCCAUAAACAAGGGCCCGGCUACUUUUCGAGACAAGUACAACAAGAACACAUCGGGAGACCGCACGAACAGAGAAAACACUUUGGCCCAAUUCCGCGACAGUACAGCGCAGGGGACUCAAUCGGGUUCGGGGGCAGUAGUCCUAAUAAUCCUAUUAUAUACCACAGACGGCCUGGUUUUGUAGAUCGAGAGGUAGUUAAACUGACAGAUGGCCACUAUCCUGCUUCAAAUAGUAAUGGGACAAGUGUCUGCUUUGACGAAUAUCUAAAGACUCGAGUCAGCGACAGGCAGGCAGACUCCUGCCAUCAAACUGUGUACAACUACAAGGCAGAGAAGGCACAGAUGUCAAUAAAUGAUUUAAAAGGCAAGGCGAACUUGCAUCCUGGCCAAAACCAAAUAUUGGAAACAAACGUUACAACUAACUGGAUGCAAAUGUAUCCGCCGGGUGUCCUAUGUGCGCAUCAUCCGACCGGUAGUUACACCGAGGAAAACAUUGUUAUUAAAAACAUUGAGCGUUACGGGAGCUCGCCUGAAUUUACGGGGGACAACAUUAGGGGGACACAUUUGCAGAGACCCACAUUCUUCCCCACUGAAUUGGAGAUAUGCGAAGUAACCGUGGCCUCCCAUUUCAUAUGCGCUAGAGAGGGAACACUCCGACACCACUCUAUAGAUAGCGAGGAUGACGAUUAUUAUGAUAACGAAAUUCUCCCCUUUUACGCAUCGGAAUCAGUAGGACCAAAUGACAGAAAAGGCUCUGAUAAAGUAGAAAGCAUAGAGUCGGGAAUAGAUGUUCCAAAAGGACAUGUCAUCAGUGACAGUGCGCAGGAGACAGACAGACUACAUAGCCAGCUGAAAGAGGCUUAUUACCUGCUUAUAAACGCCAUGCAUGAUAUUAGUUUUGAUGGUCAGGUCUGUGUCAACGGAUUUAUAGAUGAGAAGAGCUCCUCCAGUCACUCUCAGGACAGCAUGUGCUCGUGGUCAUCCUUCAAGCACAUGGCCAGUGAUGCUUGGUCAUCUGGAGAGUACAGUGCCCAACAGGUGUCUGACAUGGACUUACUCCUGUUGUGCCUGCUGAGUGAAAAUAAUAAUAAUUUAAUUAGCAAGAGCCUUGUGAACCAAUCUGCUAGCAGGUUUAGGCCCCCCUUACUGCGUUCCUCUAGUGACGGAACUAUCAAAUACUCCAGUGGUGUGCACAAUGGGCCCUGUAUCCUCGGUUCCCAAAGCCCUGCUGUUGUUGGGGCCUGUGAGGAUGGGGAUGGAGCAAGUAGGCCGAAGGCUGUUGGAGCCUCUGAACCAUUUGAGAAACAGACUAGCUACGAUGGUGGCACGAGCAGCGACGACCUGCUCCAAGACACCGGUGACGAUGGCAAGUUGAACGAGAGGAGAGGCUCGGUCAACAGCCUUACCGGGUCAUCUGACAAUGCAGAAACCCAGCAGGGUGGUAACAACAAUCGAGACAGCGAGAUGAGCGGUUGGGCUCUGGACCAGGGAGGCUCUGCCAAGUCCCACGGUGUCACCGUCAACAAGAUGCAGGAGUGGAUGCACAAAGGCCGCCUACUGUCAUCUGAGAUGAAGCAGCGCAUUGCAGGCUCCACGCCCCAACCCCAUGGUGCCCACGGUGGCCUGGAUAGGGCACCACGGCCCAGCCAGGGCCAGGUCAGCUCAGUUCCAGGUGGAUCUAAACCAGCAGCCCUGACAACCAGAGUUCACAGGGCUAAACCAGCCGCAGUGGUCUCAUGCCAGGGCCAGGCAACGCAGCAGUCAGCUCUGAUAGAGAAUGACCACUCCUCCUUCUCCAAUGGCUGUGAUGUGGGCGGGGGCAAGGCCGUCGAGCCAUCGCUAUGGAGACCCCCGCUCAACACCAUCACCGUCUCCAAAAAACGUAACUGGCUCCAGCAGAGCUCUGGGAGGCCGCAUCACACCACGGACGACCCCCAGUGCUUUCUGGGAGCAGAAGAAUACAAUGGACAAGGACAAGGACAAGCUCCCCUCCCCCCUCUUAGCCCCUCCCCAGAGAACCUAAACCCUACCGGGACCCCUAUCCCGCCCCUCCGCCUACACCUGCCCCUCGUUAGCAUGGGCCACGCCUGUGUGGCGCCCCAUCCCAGGUGUGUGGACCCGGCCGAGGAGAAUGAUGCGGACGAUGAGGGGGAGAUCUGGUACAACCCCAUCCCUGAGGAUGAGGAACCAGAGCUGCAUCACAGCCACAGACCCACUCCCACCCCCCAGGUCAGGCUGAUGGUCCAUACACGGCCCCAGGAUCCUCACGUCCCCCAGGCCCAGAGGAGGUCCAGCAGGGGAGAGGAGGCCGGGGUCGGGCGGGCCCCGGAGGGAUGCAGCCCUGACCUGGAGGGUGUGGGGGAGAGCCUGGGUGGCAGAGGUGGAGAGCGGAGUCAGCAGGGGAAUGCCAUACAUUGCAUGGAGCCGUCUCUACAUCAGCACAGACAGAUGCUGCUCGCGUGCAAACCUCAGAAGGAGGGGCCAUCCAGGUCCAGCAGAGCCACAGCUACAGCAGAAGCCCCUGACCUGGCCAUCCCUGGCUUCUCGCCGCCCUCCAGCCCCAACCCUGCCAAAAAGGGAAGCUCCCUCAACAAGAUCAAGUCCCCACGCACCGUCAGGAAACUCUCCAUGAAAAUGAAGAAGCUUCCGGAACUCAGCCGCAAGCUCAGCAUCAAAGGGACCCCUAGCAACAACAACAACAGCAGCUGCAACGGAGCCAGCGCGAGCAGCCACUCAGAGACAAGGACCCAGUGUCCCAAAACCAAUAGUGUGUCAGAACCAGGCCUGGCUCCUCCCAGGUUGUCCCCAGGGGGCGGGCAGGGGGCGGCGGCUAGCCAUAAUGUGAUCUCGAGGUAUCACCUGGACAGCAGUGUGUCGACGCAACAAAGCUACAGCAAGAAGAAGGGCAGCGGGACCUCCAAGUCGGCUAGCAAGGGGGGCUACCUCAGUGACGGGGACUCUCCAGAACUGGUGGCCAAGUCUGGGAAGCACGGAUCCUCAGAGGGCAAGGGAGGCAAUGGGAAGGAGAAAGACCCAGCCAUUGGAGGAGGAGAGAAAACAGGAGCUGGAGGAGUAACAGUAGGAGGUGGCAACCCCAAGCUGCACGGCACAGAACUAGACAUUGACGCGUUCCGCCACUACGCCUUCACAGAACAGCCCAAGUGCACCCAAUACAUCUCGGGCCUGAUGAGCCUGCACUUCUACGGCGCCGAGGACCUCAAGCCACCACGUUUCGACUCCCGAGACGUCUACUGUGCCAUCCAGGUGGACUCGGUCAACAAGGCGCGCACUGCCCUGCUCACCUGCCGGACCACCUUCCUAGAUAUGGACCACACCUUCAAUAUUGAGCUGGAGAAUGCUCAGCACCUGAAGCUAGUGGUGUUCAGCUGGGACCCCACACCCAAGAAGAACCGGGUGUGCUGUCACGGCACAGUGGUGUUACCGGCACUCUUCAGGGUGACCAGGAGUCAUCAGCUGGCGGUGAAGCUGGAGCCUCGAGGCCUGAUCUACGUGAAGCUGAACCUGAUGGAGCAGUGGCAGAACUCCCUGGAUAGAGGCUACAAUGGGGACCGGGAGCCACAGAUGUUUGGGGUGGAGGCCUGGAGGGUGGUGGAGAGGGAAAACACGGGACUCAUGCUGCCCCUGCUCAUCGAGAAGUGCAUCACGGAGAUCGAGACGAGAGGCUGCCAGGUUGUGGGCCUCUACCGUCUGUGUGGCUCAGCAGCAGUAAAGAAGGAGCUGCGGGAGGCCUUUGAGAGGGACAGCCUGGGAGUGGAGCUCUGUGAAAACACCUACCCUGACAUCAAUGUCAUCACAGGUGUUCUGAAGGACUACCUGCGUGAGUUGCCCUACCCCCUCAUCACUAAGCACCUGUACGAGGCUGUGUUAGACUCCAUGGCUAAGAGGCCUCUGCGUAUUGGAGCAGGAGGAUGUGAGAACGACCCGGCAGACACAGAACACACCGUCAGUCUCCUGGAGAACCUGCCAGAGGUGGAGAGGUUGACCCUGCGGAGGCUGCUGGACCAUCUGAAGUUGGUGGCGUCACACCACGAGGUCAACAAGAUGACGUGUCAGAACCUGGCGGUGUGCUUCGGCCCCGUGCUGCUCAGCCAACGCCAGGAGGCCAGCUGUCAUAGCAACCGGGUCUUCAUCGACUCGGAGGAGCUGGCCAGCGCCCUGCACUUCAAGAAGCAUAUCGAAGUGCUGCACUACCUGCUGCAGCUAUGGCCAGUGGUGGACCCACAUGGCAAGACCUCGUCCCCCAUCCCGGAGCCCCCCGGCCCAGCCGACCAGCCGGCCGCUCCCCCCCUGCGUCGGAGGAAGGAGCGCCCCCAUGUGCUGAACUUAAGCGAUGCAGAGAUGGCCGGGGUGCUGCGGCCCAGGCCGGGCCGACUGGACAGCCCUAGCAACCGUUACGCCGGGGACUGGAGCCGCUGCGGAGAGAGCUACUUCCCGCCUCCUCUGUCCAGGGAGGAGAAUGACUAUGAUGAUGUUCCUUCUGAGGAUAUGGAGGUCACUGAAGAGGGACAGGAGGGGGUAGAGGACAGGGGACAGGAAGGAGGAGAGGAGCAGAGACAGGAAUGGUUACUGGACAGGGGACAGGAGGAGGGACAGGCAGAGCCAGCCACAACCGAACAGGAGCCCCCGCUACUCGAGGAGGUGAUGGAAGGACCUGUAGAAGUGGAGAAAGAGGAGAGAGAAGCGGAGGAGGAGAGCGAUGCAGAGAAAAGAGUGGAGGAGAGCAAUGGCUCCAGUGGCGGUCAGCCGUCAGACGACAGGGUGUUUGAUGAUGAUAAUGAUGAUGAUGAUGAGAGCAUCCUGCCCCUCCACCUCCCCGAAGAGCACACGUACCAGGCCUACAUAAAGAUCCAGGACAUCAGCCCCGUGCUCAGCAACAGGGUCAACCUGCGAGACCUGCAGGAGAGCAUCGACACGCUUAUAGGCAACCUGGAGAGAGAACUAAACAAGAACAAGCUCAACGUCGGCUACUGACUCAACACACACACAGCCCAACAGGCUGCUAACUCAAACACACAGCCCCCAAUGGGGGGGGAAGGCUUAACUAAUUCUAGGAGCUCAAGACUUGAGUUGUUGGGGUUCAGGGAUUGGGCCCCAUGGUUGCCGUGGUGAAUCCAUGACGACACAAUGACAUGUGCACCAACAGUAUCAUGCGUUCCUGCAGAACUCUGGUGUUUAGAACUCUGGUGUGUGAUUGGCUGGACACUUCAUUUUGCACCUACCCACAAUACAUUCUGUGAUGUUUCCUUAAUGUUUUGUUUUUGUUGACUUGUUUCUGUUGUUCUUGUCCGGUUGUGUUUGUUGUUGUUGUUGUUGUUGUUGUUGUUGUUGUUGUUGUUGUUGUUGUUGUUGAUUGCUUCUCUUCUUAUUAGAAUAACCCAUUGACCCCCAGGGAUUUAAACAGUGCCUUAAUUGUGUGAAGGUGGGACUUUAAGGCAGGGGACAGCUUUUCUAUUGAGGUACGAAACAUUAUGAUGUACAACAAUGCACUUAUGAGGCAGGCUUUAUUGUAUAGUAGCUGACGUUUAGGUACAGUAUAUGGUACAUGCAGUAUGGCUGGCUAUGGACUGGGAGGAGAACAAGGGAGGAGAGCCACCAGCUAGCGGUUAGCCCACUGAGCACUCCUCCUGGGGCAUGAGGGCAACGCUGCUGGGCCCUGUCGGAUGGGCAGAUGGAGCCUGGGUUAGACCCACAGACCCUAUCAUAUACACAGUCACAGACAUACCUGCUCGAAUACGAUGGAGAUACACAUAUAAAUGAGAACAUAUGGGUGAUAAGUGUUUCUCUCUACUUGCUAGAACACGCAGAGUAGCUAAUCUAAAGUAAAAAAAUAUAUAGAAAAAUGGUUUAAUGUAUUUGAAAAAGUAAUCAGUGAAUAUGAUGACGUUGAUGAAAACCAUUGCUGUCUGGUUUUCUUUCACCACCUCCUGCCCAACCUCCCACAUGAUCUAGACAGCGGGUUUAAAGAGGCAAAAGCCCAAUAUGGGAGACUUAUGUAUGGUACAUACUGCCUGAGAACAGCAGUUCCCAUGUUUCAUAGAAACAGUUACUGUGUGGAAAGGGCUACAGCGAGGGCUAUGAGAGUCCGCUACCUAAAUACAUAUAAGCAAGUUUUCAGCAAUCCAGGGAUUCAGAAUGAUCAGUAUUUAACAUAUAUAUGUAUAUAUAAAUGUAUUUGGAGUAUAUAAUUUUUUACAGUUUAUAUAUAUUUCCAUACAGGCAUAUUUAAAUGCUCUCCGUUACCUUGUAGUAUGGAUCUAUAGAUAUUAACAGUCUCAGACUAUAUGUUGUGUUGCUUUGUUUCCUCCUCCUCAAGCUACCUGUACACAUCUUAAACGUGCUGGACUAAUGGUACAAUUUAAGUUGUAAAUUAUAUAAGCUAGAAAUAUGUUCUUGCAGGAAAAGAAAUAUUGUUAUUUUUGUUAUAUAUUUUUGUACAUAUUUGCCAUCUGUUUUUGUCGCCGGUUGGUCUGAGCUGUGUACAUAUUUGUGUUUAAAAGGUAAUGAUGAACAUUGUUGCAUGGUCAAAAGCUUUAUUACUGACAUAAACAAGUAUAUUUCCCAUCUCCUGAGGUUAUCAUAUCAUAUUUAUGUGUACAUACAGAGAUUAUUUAAAAUGUGUUCCUAUCCCACUUUUUUGUCAUCCCGUUGGCAGCUGCUCACACACACAGACUAACAACAAGGUUGUUCAAACUGACAUUAAAUUGAAAUAAUAAAACAAAGGAAAAUCAUUCAGCUAGCUAGCUAAUCCCUGAGGCAAUGGCGGUGCAGUGCAGUCGUUUCCGAUGGUGAUGGGAAAACUAUUAAGUGUCGAGCUGUGGUUGUGUCCCAAAUGGCACCAUAUUCCCUACAUAGUGCACUACUUUUGGGUCCUGGUCAAAAGUAGUGCACUACAUAGCGAAUAGGGUGCCAUUUUGGAUGCACAUGCCAUUACAUAAGUAUGUUUUUCUGGUUGUGUUUCUGGUCUGGCACUCAUUCCUUACCUCCAGGCAUGGAUGGCGUGUGGACUGGAGGUUCAGUUUGGAAUGUUCAGCAGAGUGCCAGUCCAGUUUACCAGCUGUUUAUCCCUCACAUGGAAGACACACACACACACACACACACACACACACACACACUCACUCACAGGCGACUAAUCUAGUCAAGCAUCAUCUCUGUCUCUUUUCACUCUCUAUGAGCUGCCUUUCCUCCGUCUCUCUAUCAAUGCAUUCCUCCCUCUCUCUAUCUUUCUCUUCCACCCUCUCUCAAUCUUGUGUCAGAUGUCCACAUGCAAAAUGCACACAUACAUAAAUGUCUGCCUGUACUGUACUCUUCUUGUAUGUUUUUUGUAAUAGUUGUUUUGUUUCAUCUUUGUCCUGUCUGUGUCUGUUUGUCUCUUGGAAAUAGAGAGCUAUUAUGAAUGCAUCACUAAACAGAAUAUUACUUUGUACUGAUCUUGAGAAAUGUAUGGUCAUAUUAAAUUAUAUAUUUCA
This is a messenger RNA of Coregonus clupeaformis (lake whitefish), 8202 nucleotides long. Its product is annotated as rho GTPase-activating protein SYDE2. The record is from RefSeq and is a predicted model, not a curated record. Gene Ontology annotation, biological process: signal transduction. Lineage: Eukaryota; Metazoa; Chordata; Actinopteri; Salmoniformes; Salmonidae.